Molecule: messenger RNA, 1329 nt
Organism: Didymella exigua CBS 183.55
Lineage: Eukaryota; Fungi; Ascomycota; Dothideomycetes; Pleosporales; Didymellaceae
Exons: 2
Coding region: 1-1329 (442 amino acids)
Source: RefSeq, a predicted model, not a curated record
AUGGCUAGAUCUGCAUUUACAUGGGCGCGCGCCGCCGCCAUCGCUGCCCUUGCACAACAGGCAGUCUCGCAGACAUGCUAUUACCCCAAUGGUAACACAGCUCCAAGCACAGAGAAAGCAUGCUCGUCAGCAUCAGGUUCUGCUUGCUGUCCAGAGAAUUGGGAAUGCCUCGACAACGGUCUCUGCUAUUACGCUCCCACCGGGCUCCACGGGAGAUACAGCUGUACUGACAAGAACUGGAACUCACCUGGCUGUGCGUCUAAUCUUUGUACAUAUAACCUGACCGUCUCUGGCGGUGAGUCUAUCACCCAAUGCUCGAACCACAACAACCAAUGGUGCUGCAACGGCGAUGCAACGAACGUGGACUGCUGUCAGGAAAAGCCGGAACCACGACCAUUCUUCAACCUUCAAGACGGAACCGCAUACGCUACAAUUGGCUCGAAUCAGGCGUCAUCGAACCCGACCAUUUCGACUGUCACUGGCCUUGCAACUUCUAGCUCAAGUGGGAGCUCUGCAACCUCUCAAGCUAGCUCAGCAGCAGCAGCAGAUUCAUCAUCAGCCGCAGCUUCCUCAGUAAGCUCUUCUGUAAAUACCACGCCCAUCACCUCAGUCGCAACAAGCGUGCGGUCUGCUUCAGGUACUUCAGGCCCUGAGACUAUCUACAUCACCAACGUCAUCACGCCAACUGCAACGGCCGACGCAUCAAGCGGCGGGUCCUCAGGCGGCUCUGGCACCAACCUUGGUCUGAUUAUAGGCUGCGCCGUCGGAAUUCCCCUCGCUCUCGCCCUUGUUGGCACUAUCAUCUGGAUGCUGCGCAAGCGCCGCCAGGCUCAAACUCACCCUUACACGGCCACGCCUGAUGGUGGCGAGUCUCCUCAUAUGGCAUCUGCUGCCCUUGCCUCGCACAAGGAGACAGAGGUCUACCGUCACUCGCGCCCCGGAACCGCAGAAAUCGACAGCAACCCCGUUGGCCCUGGCCGCCCGACCUCAACGAUCCCCGGAAAGGCAGAGCUCGACUCUGGCGCAGGCUUUCAGCCAGGCUCAGGCACGCCGUUCGCUCCAGACACUGCGUUCCUUGGUGGCGGAACAGGUAACCACUCGACAUGGGGCAGCUCACCACCCGGUUACUCGCCAGGGCAGGGUCAGUCACCUUUUGCGCAUAAUCAUGAGGGUGCUGUGGAGCUCGACAGCUCGAUGAUUAUGCCUGUCAUCAACGAGAAGAGUGAGCACCAGUUGGAGUACCAGGCGUAUCGACCUCCAAGCAACGCGGUGGAGCUGAACGCCGUGACGACGCCACCCGAGGAUGUUGAGAAGCCGCUCAGCAAAUGA